GUUGGCGCGCGCUUUACUUCGAGCAACUACUGCACACUGCACACGCGCUCGACAACAGCAAAGGAAAGGUAAAAGGGAAGUUCUAUUCCUCCUUGUCAUGCUGAUCGCAGUCCUCGUCCUCGCCAACAACACAAUCGCUGCUAUGCUUGAGACGGCGGCCACCGCCUGAAUGAUAUGUCCGAAGACGAGCAAAUGGAGACAGACACGCAAUGAGCUCUCUGUGUUGGGGUUCGGCAUUGCGGUGGUGUGUCCGACCCACCCCCACGGCGCAGCUCUCUCUCAUCGUGGUCGUCACUGUCGAGGCGUCUGCCGCCCCGGCCACGGCGCAGUUCACGCUCUUCCUCCUCGGUCAGGCGGCGGCCACCUUGCAGACAAACAAGACACGUAUACACGAGAAAGAAAGACGUGCCGCAACGCACCUCCCCCACGACGAAGCUCGCGUUCGUCCUCGUUGCCGUCCAGACGACGGCCCCCUGCACCCAGGAAGCCACACACACGUCCUCAGUGUGUAAGGCCUUCUGGGUGUGUUGUUUUGCCUGCCCACCACCACCACGUCUCAGCUCACGGCCCUCCUCGCCCUCCUCCUCUUCUGUGAGUCUUCUGCCGCCGCCACCACGGCGAAGCUCCCGGACUCCGUCCUCAUCAGACUCCUUUUCUUCGAGUCUUCUCCCACCGCCACCACGUCUGAGCUCACGGGCCUUCUCGUCCUCGUCAUCCUCCUCUCCAUCGAGUCUUCUGCCGCCGCCACCACGUCUCAGCUCACGGCCUUCGUCCUCGUCAGACGCGGCCCCUUCCUCCCCAGCGUGUUCUUGUUGAGCACGGAGUUCGUCACGCGUAGAGCCUUCUUCAGGCUGUGUCUGAAGAUCAACAAAUCCGUGCUCAAGGCCACUGGCGUUGAGGUAUUAGUGUUGAUGCCUACGUUGAGGCCACUGGCGUUGAGAGAGCUGGGGAAGGUAACCAAGGCAGGCACAGUGAGGAAGACAAGGCGAAGCUUCAUCGUGCGGUCGUUUCCCGAGGAAGAGGCCUCUGGGAAACCA
Vitrella brassicaformis is the source of this 1037-nucleotide messenger RNA. NCBI's taxonomy places the organism in Eukaryota, Vitrellaceae. The record is from the annotation of a GenBank genome assembly.